AUGCACAAGUGGAAUCUUCCGUACCGGAAAGAUGACGUAGAGAGCGGCGGUGGCGAGAGAUCGCUGUAUCCGACGAUGCUCGAGAGCCCCGAACUCCGCUGGGGUUUCAUCCGUAAAGUCUAUUCAAUAAUCGCUUUUCAGCUUUUAGCAACCAUUGCCGUCGCUGCCACGGUGGUUACCGUUCGUCCCAUCGCCGUCUUCUUCGCCACCACUACUGCCGGUUUGGCUCUCUGGAUUGUCAUACUCAUCACCCCCCUCAUAGUUAUUUGUCCUUUGUACUAUUACCAUCAGAAACAUCCGGUGAAUUACUUGCUUCUUGGGAUUUUCACGGUGGCUUUGGUUUUUGGCGUCGGAUUAUCAUGUGCAUUCACCAGUGGGAAAGUGAUUCUUGAGGCAGCGAUCUUAACAACGGUAGUGGUGCUUUCCUUAACUCUCUACACAUUCUGGGCAGCCAAAAAAGGAUAUGACUUCAAUUUCCUCGGUCCCUUCUUGUUUGGUGCUAUCAUCGUUCUCAUCGUCUUUGGCUUUAUUCAGAUUCUGUUCCCUUUGGGUCGGAUCUCAGUGAUGAUCUAUGGUUGCUUGGCGUCGAUCAUAUUCUGUGGCUACAUAGUUUAUGACACAGACAAUCUCAUCAAACGUUAUAGUUACGAUGAGUAUAUUUGGGCAGCAGUUUCGCUCUACUUGGACACCAUCAACCUCUUCUUGUCUCUCCUUACCAUUUUCAGAGCUGCUGAUGUUUAA
Microthlaspi erraticum is the source of this 741-nucleotide messenger RNA. Lineage: Eukaryota; Viridiplantae; Streptophyta; Magnoliopsida; Brassicales; Brassicaceae. The record is from the annotation of a GenBank genome assembly.